Molecule: messenger RNA, 7020 nt
Organism: Mugil cephalus (flathead mullet)
Lineage: Eukaryota; Metazoa; Chordata; Actinopteri; Mugiliformes; Mugilidae
Gene: msi2b
Product: musashi RNA-binding protein 2b
Exons: 15
Coding region: 158-1381 (407 amino acids)
Cellular component (GO): cytoplasm
Molecular function (GO): RNA binding
Source: RefSeq, a predicted model, not a curated record
GGAGGGAGGAGGGAGCAGGGGGCUGAGCUGAUCCCACGUGUGACGCUUUCAUUCCCGGCUCAGUAAUAUUCUCAUAGCGGGGCUUUGCAUAUCUCCUGCCGUAUCUGUGUGUGUCUGUCACUGUUACUGUAGUCCCAGCCUAUAGUUUGGAAUAGAUAUGGAAGGAGACGGGAGUCAAGCCACAUCCGGAAGCCUAAACGAUUCACAACAUGACCCGGGUAAAAUGUUUAUCGGUGGCCUCAGCUGGCAAACCUCACCAGACAGCCUUAGAGACUAUUUUAGUAAAUUCGGAGAAAUAAGAGAAUGUAUGGUGAUGAGGGACCCCACGACAAAACGCUCAAGAGGAUUUGGGUUCGUUACGUUUACAGAUGCUGCCAGUGUAGAUAAAGUCUUAGCUCAGCAACACCACGAAUUAGACUCAAAGACGAUUGAUCCUAAGGUUGCCUUUCCCCGUCGCGCCCAGCCUAAGAUGGUCACAAGAACAAAGAAAAUAUUUGUGGGUGGCUUGUCAGCCAAUACAGUAGUGGAGGAUGUGAAGCAGUAUUUUGAACAGUUUGGGAAGGUUGAUGAUGCCAUGCUUAUGUUUGAUAAGACUACUAACAGACAUAGAGGAUUUGGUUUCAUAACUUUUGAGAGUGAAGACAUCGUAGAGAAAGUCUGUGAAAUUCAUUUUCAUGAAAUCAAUAACAAAAUGGUAGAAUGUAAGAAGGCCCAGCCCAAGGAGGUGAUGUUCCCACCAGGUACACGAGGGCGAGCCAGGGGUCUGCCCUACACCAUGGAUGCCUUCAUGCUGGGGAUGGGCAUGCUGAGUUACCCUAAUAUUGUGGCAACGUACGGCCGCGGAUACACUGGAUUUGCACCCAGCUACAGCUACCAGUUCCCUGGCUUCCCAGCGACAGCAUAUGGACCGGUGGCGGCAGCGGCAGUAGCAGCAGCGCGUGGCUCAGGUAGGGGGGCCCGUGGAAGAGGCGGCUACUUGGCGUACCCACAGAGCACAGGGCCAGGCCUCCCCGAUUAUGGGUUUUACUCUGCGCCCAGUGACCAGAGGGGGGGGCCCUGCUCCUUUGCUGACUAUGGCUCCCUGGGGCCCCAAGCGGCUCAGAUGCUGCACAGUGAGCAUGCCACCUCCGCCUGCAACUCCCCCCUACAGCACCUACACAGCCCGGAUCAAUUUAAGAACCCAGGCACCAACCCGUCAAGGCCCGGAGGUUUCCCCGGUGCUAACAGUCCAGGGCCUGUGGCUGACCUGUAUGGACCUAGCAGCCAGGAUUCAGCUGUGGGCAACUACAUCAGUGCUGCUAGCCCUCAGCCUGGCUCUGGGUUUGGCCCCAGCAUCACAGGCCCGUUGAUUGCGACAGCUUUUACAAAUGGAUACCAUUGAACAGGUGGCGGGUUGCCAUCUCAUCAGAGCAGAGUAUAUCUGGUGGCCCAGGAAAGACAGGACGAAGUUUCUAAUUGGCUUUGUGUGCAGGUGAUGCUAAUCCAACUUCAAGCACUACAGCGUCACCCAGGCAAAAUGAACGAAAGUCGGAACCAUAUGAAGAAGAAAAGAAAACGUUAGUCAUCUCAGAAAAUAACAACUGCUGUACUAUAAUCCAAACCUCCUAUAACUUUACAACCUGGUUUGGUAUGAUGUUUCACGUCGAGUUCUUUCACCUGUUUCUUUCCUCUGUUAGCUUUUGAUUAGCUCUUAGGAAGUCAUUUUAGUUCAACAUUAAUUUGGUGUCAUUUUAUUUUAUCUUCUAGUGUUGCUGUGUAACUGAAUCUUUAUUUUGUUUUCUUCGAAGUACGGGGGGGUCAUAGCCAAGAAUAUCCGCAAGUCACGUCUUCAUCUUUGUAUCGGUUGGUGUAAAGGAAAAAAGGGUCGGGAUGUUCCAUUCAGUCUUUCUGCUAAAAAAAAAAUAAAAAAUAAAAGUAAAGAAGCUCAGUUUGGGAAGACUUGGAGAAAAAAAAAUACAUUUUAAGGAAAAUUUAAAGAAGGUAUCUAAGUAAUAAAUCUUAGUAGCUGUUUCAUUUCUUGUGAUGUCUCAUUGUUAACCAUAAUUACCUAUUUUUGGGCAAUACAAAGAGGACUCCAAUAUUUUUAUGGUCCUUUUUUAUAAGUGUUGUUUUUGUUGUUUAGAAAUAUAUAUAUAUGCUAUAACAAAUUUCAUAUAACUACAUUGUGAAUUCAAACUUGAGAAAAAGAAAUGUAGCUGUACAUAUUAUUCCAGUCACUGCAUAUAACCAACUCAGUGAGAGAAUAGCAUAUUUUUGUGAUGGUGUGUCAAAAGAACAUGUUAUAGCGUGUGAAUAGAAGAAAAAGCUGUAAACAGUUAUUAUUCUACUUUUUCUGCUGGAAGACGGUGUUAAAAAGCCCACAGACGAACAGAACACACACUUGCUCUGUAAAUACUGAAGCCGAAUAAUUUUACAAGUGUCAUACCAGCAAAUUCAAGUCAACACAGUUUUGAGAAAUAAGAAUGAUAUUAAAAAAAAAAAAAAAAAAAAAGAGCCUGAUUGGUAUCUUUUGUCUAACUGUUAAGAGAUCAUUUAAGAAAAAAAAAAGAUGAUUUAAUCCAAAGCACACUGUACUUAGAUGUGAAGAUUAGAACUUGAACCAGGCAUUUUACAGUGCUCUGUGGAUCCUGACACUUUUAUACUCUUGAGAAGAACUUGUUAGCUGUACGUUCUGAUGUUUGUUUCAUCCUCCUGCUUGUUCCUGAUUCUUUUUAUUUUAUUUUUAUUCUUUUCUGUUUGGAACACGAUAUACCUGGGCUCCGUGCUAGAGCCCUUCUGUGUAACGCUCAAUCCGUUCUUUUUGAAUGAAUUAGGAAAGUAAACGUUUUGAUACCAUACCUCAGCCUUUGUGAGUUCUAUUGUGGAAUCAUUGGCAGGUUGUUAAUUUAUUCUAGUGGCAAAAUAAAUGAAAACACUGAAAGGUAAUUAAGCAAGUAAUCAUUGCACUGUGAGUAGUAAGUACAGGCCAUUUUCCGAUUUGCACAUGUAUAUGUUGGCUUUUUAAAAAGUGGCCCUGUGCUUUGGGAUAGUAUGAAGGAUUCUGGGGGUUAACGUAUUAUCGACUAGAGAAGCGCUUCAAUGCUUUGUGAGGUGAGUUACCAGCUUGGGGACUAGUAACCCAUAUGUUGCAGUGUACACUUGGAUUUCUUUAUAUAUCAGACCCAUGUCUCAUCUGAGGAUAUUUAUACAGGGUCAAGAGAUGACACUGAAUUAUUCACGAUCUGUGGCUGCACCAGGUCUUUACGCAGCACGUGUGCUUGAUGGUUUUAUUCAUAUUAAUAACGAUAUGCUCCCGAGUCUGGUUUUUAAAUUCAUCGCCGCCGCAGACGUAUUUGUUGUUUUGUUUUGGGUUGUUUUUUUUGUUUGUUUUUUCUUCUUUUGUUUGUUUGUUUGUUUGUUUGUUUUUUCAUUUUUGAAACCCACAACCUUGUUGUUUCAUUUCUUUUCUUUCAAAACAACCAGGUAAAGAAAUAUGCUGGAUACUUCUGAGGUAAACGAUAAUGGUGGUGUGAUCAAGUAAUAAUUUAAAGAGAAAAUAAAAAAAAACCCUUGUAAUGUUCAAAUGUAAAAGAAAAUAAGAAAUACAAAACUAUAAAAAAAAAAGAAAGAUGCUUCUUUGCUGAUUUCAAGUUUAAUCAGAGUUUUAUUGAUACUUUGUGGUUUAUAUAUUAAUAAUUGUAAUAUACUAUUAAAAUGUACUGUGCAUCCAUUACUUUCUCUCUUUCCAUUCCCCAUCCUCAGAGAUCCUACUAUCUUUUGUUGAUCAUUCAUGUAUGACAUUAGUGUGUAAAGAAAUCACAGUUAACUUGUAAACAGAGUGCUGUCUUUGAUACCAGUGUAGUGCUCUUUGUUGUUCUCCCUUGCUCUACCUCUCCUUUCUCUCAUAUUUAUCCCUCUCCCUCUCGCGCUCUUUUUCUAUCUCCUGUAAUUACAAAGUAGAUGUUAUAUAGGACUCAUUAAUAUAAUACUUGUAGUGAAUAGUGGAUUUAGGACCAGUCAAGAUAGACCUUUCUCUCAAUGAUCAUGUUAUUCUGGUAUUUGCAGACAAUUAUUUUGUUAGAGGUUCAUUGUAAUUAAUUCCCUGUAUGUAUUUUUUUUUGUUUUGUUUUGUUUUUUGUUUAUUUUUGGUUUGGUUUUGCCACUCUCACAUGGUUUCAGCUAACCAAAGCUCUCAUGGAUGAACAAUAGAGAAAUAGUUGCUGUAAGAUGGAAUUGUACACAAGGCAUUAUUUGGAUCCCCACCCUUGAAUGUUUUUAAAGGGGUGUGCCAUACUACCUUAAAUGCUAACGCUAGAUAUGCAAAACUUUUAUUUUGGAUUGUUUUCUAAGAGGGACACGAGCUAAAAGAAAAAACAAAAAAGAAAAAAAAGAUUUUGUGUAAAAUAACGUUUCAUAUUUUUUUAACUCACUACCACAAUAGUCAUAAUAUAAGUGGAGGAGCUGUUUAAAGGAUCUCUUCUGUCUUUUAACAUGUGUGCGUUUGCCUCUGGCACUAACACUGUUUGUGAUCUCUUCGUUCCCUCAGAGCUGUUAGUGAUCACAAACGGAUAAUUCCAGUCAUUUGGAUCUUUGAUUGUGGGAAGCAGUUCUUUUGUCAUGAUCCGUUAUCAGUGUUCUUCACACUACAGAGGCGUUACUGUAAAGAAAUGAAAAGCGGAAAAACCAUUAGCAGGUGUUAAAGGAUGCAGAGUGUGUCGAGGCUGAUUAAUAGAUGGUUCAGUCCGUGUCCUGAGUUGGACCAGCACCCUGAAGCUGUGAUUCAUUGCUAAGCUAGAAGAGAUUAUAUUACAACGUUAAUUUAAAUGCCUCUAGACACCACGCUGAACGAUGCCCACCAUUCACAUGUUAGAGUCACACACGCAGCUGUGUUUCAGGCAACAACAAACCAGUUCCAAUCAGACACAAUCUACGUUUUAAACUCAAUACCGUUUGAUCUGCUAGUAAAGUAUAAAUUACAUAACUCACUCUCAACCUAUACAGCCUGUUACAUUUCAUAGAGUCAAAUAAUUCUGAAAUGAAUCCAAAAAGCACACGGGACACUGUGUUAUUUAAAACUAGAACACAACAAUCAUAUUCUUUGCAGUGUAGCUAAAAGCGAUCAAGUCGAACGCCAAUUUGACUCAUUUUGGUGUGAAAAUAUUUCAAUAUAUGAUUAUAUAUAUAACAAUAUAAUAUGAAAAUAUAAAAGAAUAAAUUAUUUGCGUGGAGAUAAGUGGGCUUUUAUUCUGACAGGGUUAAAGAAAGUGCUCCUUACAUUUAUGUGCGGCAUUUUUCUUCAGUUUAUUUCUAUUUAUUAACGCAGAUCCCUUACAGACUGACACAAGGCGCUCCUUAGGAGAUACGGUCAAUUCCAACUAUACUGCCAUUUCAUCUGAAAAAACCUGGAACAGCACAACAAGGAUGGAGUAUAUUGUCUUGUUUUCCACUGUUGGUGCGUGGCAGAUCUUAGACUAUAAUUAACUCCUUUUCACAGGAAUAAAAAGGCUUGAAAUGGCUCAUUUUCCCUCACACAAUACAAACGAAAUUGACUGCUUAUGUUUUGUGAUCCUGUAGCUUGGACUUUAAGGUAGCAUGGCUCUGUUGCUGUAAUUUCGUUUUAUCUCAAACUGACAGCAGUUUACAGCUGAUGAAUGUUACACAUCUUAGUAGACUAGCUUAUCCAUUCGGGGAGAGGGGAGGGGUCUUGGUUUAAGAAAAAAAAAAGAAUCAAAAAAGAAAAAAAGUCAACCUGGAAGGUGUUGACAUUUGUAGUGUACUACCGUAUCCAUUUAAACUUGAAUCUCGAGGCAAGUGCUAGGCAAUGGCCAAACGAUUAUUUAUCCCAUCCGCUGCGGGAAAACGUCCGCCCUGAAACGCCACGCGCUUGUGAGAUUUCUGUCAUCCUGGAGUCGACGAGUGUUUCCUGUUCAGGAACAGCUUGCUCCUCCGCAACAGCGAGAACGUCAGGCAAGGCCUUUUUUCAGACUGCUCUAUUUUAAUUAGACUGACUUUGAAGGCUCUUUGAAUGUUCUCGAGCAUUUAUAUCCAAAAGAGGCUUAUUCAUAGUGGUGCUAAUGGUUUUUAAACCGGACAACGUGCCCUUAUCUCUGAGAGAUACUGGAUACAGUCACAGUGACCACAAAGUUAGUCUCCCAGUCCACAAAGUGACUCUCUAACAUUACUAUUUAUAGUUUGGGCUCUCUUGUUUCAGGAUACAACAAAGAUCAGUUCAGGUUCACAGAUCUACACUGAACUCUUCAAGGUGACAGAAAUAGCACAAUGUUCACUGUACUGUUGUGUUUUAGGGUGAAUUUCCCCCUCAGUCUAAACCAUUGCCAUCUCACCCAUGCUCAUUACGAAAUAUAUACAUACAGUUGCAACAUAUAUAUAUACACAUAUAUAUAUAUGUGUGUGUAAAUGAAUAUAUAUUUACAAUGUUCACUCAUUGGCACGUAUAAUAUUAGACUGGAGACCUCAGCUGUAUACAGAAAACUCCUCGCACAGCUACACCCAGGUUCACACAUAGUCCACUCGUCAUCGUUAGCUUGCGUUCACCAACACGAGAGUUCACCCCCGGCGUGAGUUUGGAGCAGACCGCGUGGCCAAGAGGGGAGCCUGGAAGCUCUUCAGACUGCAUGGACGGCAGUGUGAGGCUCUGCUGUGCUUCCAUGUUUCUGCGGGCUGAGCACAGAGCUCUCUUCACUGCUGUCUGCCCAUUCCUAACACUUGCCCCUUUUUUUUUAUGUUAACCGACUUUUUAUGGCGAGAGACAGACAGACUUGACUGACAUCUGAAAGCAUCUUUCAGGUUAUCAUAUGGCUUGCUUAAGCCCUGUUGUAAAAUAUACUAAAAAUAAUAAUGAUAAUAAUAAUGGAUGGGGGUCUCUCACAUAUCAAAUGUGGAAAGUCUAAUUUUAUAUUUGUAUUUUCAAAUAAUAAUAUUGACAAAAAAUGUCUGUGAAAGGUUUCCAUCCUCUACUGUGGUCCAGAAAUUGAUGUGUCUGUCUGGAAAAUAAAUAAAAUAAACUGAAUUGUUAUAUUA